Haliotis rufescens (red abalone) is the source of this 1751-nucleotide messenger RNA. Its product is annotated as scavenger receptor class F member 2-like. The transcript is spliced from 4 exons. Gene Ontology annotation, molecular function: scavenger receptor activity. Bases 453 to 1364 code for a protein of 303 amino acids. Lineage: Eukaryota; Metazoa; Mollusca; Gastropoda; Lepetellida; Haliotidae. The record is from RefSeq and is a predicted model, not a curated record.
AAGGCCCAACAAGGCCUCGUCCGUCAUCAGUUCACUGUCUUAAUUGAUCAUGGGUCUGCUGUUUUGAUAUCAAGAUAUUGGGUAUGCGGGUUGGAGUGGGAGUGGGGGAUACACAAUCAACCUGUUGAAAUAUCAUACCUAUAUUGGGAGCAAUGGAAUGUGUGACGUAAGGCAUGAUAUAUCCGUUAUAGAACACACCCAUAUAGCAUUGUAUAAUGUACACGGACGUUAUCUAGCCUUGACGUGUUACCUAUGUCAAAUGGUGUGUGUUCUGUGGCUAUAGUACAUCGGGAUAUCAGAGACUCUCGCUGAUAUUGAUUCAUAGAUUCAUGGCAAUGUGUGUAUCACAGAAGACUUUAUCGGCAUCCUCGUGGAGGAUUCAGUGAUUAUGUGACGAACUUGAAUCUACGUGACAAAUAAUGGCGAAGGCGAUUAAAGCUGCAUGUGAGUAAAUGAUCCUCCUUGGUCUAUUUUGUGUGGAUUCAGUACACUCGCAAAUAUGUGGUGACAACUGCCUCGGCUGCCAUCACGGUGGGUGUACUGAGUGUAUCUACGGGUGGUACGGCACUGACUGUACAGAGGAGUGUCAAGGAUGCUGGUACGACAAAUGUGAACAGGAAGAUGGAAGAUGUGUACAGUGCCCACCUGGAUAUCACUCAAAUGAUUGUGAUGUACGAUGUUCACUAAACUGUCAUGCUAGUUACGAUGGGAACAGGUACUGUGACCGUGACACAGGGAGGUGCCUAGAGGGGUGUGUCCUUGGGCGGUGGGGACAUCAGUGUGACAAAGUCUGCGCUAGAAACUGUGGGCAGUCCUCGUGUCACCAGGAUGUAGGAACAUGUCUUCUUGGUUGCAUCGAUGGAUGGUUCGGCCAGUUGUGUGAUACUCCAUGUCCAGAAAACUGUUUGGAGAAUAGGUGCAACCAAUUACGUGGAUAUUGUGGCCACUGCAACCCUGCGUUUAGUGGGAGAACGUGUAACAUUCCGUGUACAAACUGCAUUGACAAUGUAUGUACAUACAAUGAAUUUCUAUCAUCUGUUAACUGUACCAAAGGAUGCAUCAAAGGAUGGAGAAACGAGGACUGCCUGACGCGAUGCAGCAACACAUGUGCAGACGAGAGAUGCAACAAGGAUGGCAGCUGCAAGACAUGUAGGAAUGGUUACAGUGGUGCCAAGUGUACUGAGAGAUGCGAAGAUGAAUGUUUACUAUGUGAACAGAAAUCCGGAUUAUGCACAAAAUGGAGGGAGACAAUAGACAUUGAUGAAACCAACGAUGGACAAAAUAGCAUAUCACAAGGUUGUGUGACGAGAUCCCAAAGUCUCUGGGCGUUGCUGUUGGUGACUAUAUGCUGCGUGUUCCAUUAGCAUACGUGUUAACAUGGGAGAAACGGUGAAAGAUGAUGAAAUGGUGCUCUGAAUACUUCAACUAUUUAGUCGCCCUUCUCUUACUACACGACCAUAGCGGGUUCAUGGGUGGUUGAGAACAAUACGUAUAUGAUGCCAUCCAGUGCCCUUUGCGUCAAAGAUGAAUAAGAUCAGUUCUAAACAAUAGACUGACUUCGGUGAAUUUUCUCUGUAGGCUUGACAAACGUUUCUCUCCAUAUUUCUGUUUACUCCUUUAUGCGGACGACAUCGAACUACUACUACUAGGACGAGGACCUACAGUUUAUGCUGGCCAAGGGAAUGAAAUUCAUUUUAGUGAGAAGAAAUGGCAAGUGAUACAUUAAAAACACCCAGUGUAGUUUUAUCAGA